Molecule: messenger RNA, 2511 nt
Organism: Oreochromis aureus
Lineage: Eukaryota; Metazoa; Chordata; Actinopteri; Cichliformes; Cichlidae
Product: von Willebrand factor A domain-containing protein 1
Exons: 6
Coding region: 412-1884 (490 amino acids)
Molecular function (GO): protein binding
Source: RefSeq, a predicted model, not a curated record
GCUUAUGAUGAGAAUCCAGGACACAGCUUUAAAACAUGGCUGCUGAUUUGGACUAAUGAAUGUCAGACUAUGCCAGAAUACGUGAUGACCUCUGGAACUGUUAUAAAAGCUAUAAAAGACCAAAGUCCAGGAAAAAAAACUAUGGCUUAAUUUCACUGCUCUGCAGAUGGUGGAAGAGUAGUCCAAAGUAAUCUUUUCUCUUCUAAGGAGAUGCGAUGUCACAUCACCUUCUCCUGAGACAGGAGUGCGCAUGACGCAGGUGUUUGCUGAAGUUUUCAGCCGUGAGAGCUGCUCACAACUCCGCAGACCGAGGGAGCACGGGAGGCGCUGUAACCAGAUCCCGAGUCUGUUAUUUCACCUGCCCGUGCUGUUUCUAAACACAUUCAUGUCUUUUGAGGUCGGUCGGGAAGUAUGAAGAGCGUUUUUCUUCGCUACGUUUUUCUCUGGGUGACGUUACAGCUGAUUGCUGUACCUGCCACAGUGCUGAACUGCUGUGAGGGGGACAUUCUCCUUUUGCUGGACUCCUCGGGAAGUAUAGCAAACUAUGAAUUCUCCCAUCUGUUGUUCUUCGCCGCCGACCUGCUCCGUCCCUUUUCACUGGGCCGCGGGCAUGUGAGAGUGGGGUUGCUGCAGGUGGGCACCGACCCUCACCUGGAGUUCGGCCUCGAUGUCCACAGCAAUCAGGAGACUCUGCAGUCGGCCAUGCAGGGCGUCAGGCAGCUGAAAGGAGACACCAACACUGAGGAGGCGCUCAGCGUUGCCCUUGAGCUGCUGACGGAGACGGAUGUGAAAGUGCCAAAGAUUCUCCUGUGGCUGACUGACGGAGUACAGCCUGGUGACGUGGACAGACCAAUGUCAGAGCUGAAGACUCGGGGAGUCUCCGUGUUAAUAGUGUCAACUGUACAUGGGAACUACCAGGUGCUAAAACGUGUGGUGACACCUCCGCUGGAGUCUCACUUAUACUCUGUGGACAUAGAUAACAUUGACAUCAUCACAGAGGACCUGAGGAAGGCCAUCAUAGAAAUCAUUCGUGCUGAACGGCUGCGUGUGGUUGAUUUGACCUCCCACAGCGCCGUGUUGCAGUGGCGCCCCGUUCUGAGUCAAGACAGUGGUUAUUAUGAACUCUGGUACAAGUCUGUGAGCAAACCAGGUCGUGAGAUUAGACGUACUUUAACGGGAGACUCCAGCAGGGCGGAGUUGAAAAAUCUGCAGCCUGACACGACUUACACAGCGUCCCUCCGCCCAGAGUCCAACCAGGCAGUGUUUAAUACACUCUCCGUAACCUUCACUACUUUUCCUGAUGUUUUAAGCCCAGCAGUCGUCUACCUGUCAGAUCAUGGUCCUCAUCAGAUCCGUGUAAGCUGGGGUCCUCUGCAGCCGGCUCGGGUACAGAGAUACACAGUGGAGUAUGGAGCUAUUCCUAGUUCACAUGUCCGCACUGUGACCUUAUCCAGGCAGAAAAAUUCAACCUUACUGACUGGCCUGGAGCCAGGCACUCAGUACCUGGUUACAGUCACUGCUCUGCAGGUGGAUGGAAAAGAAAGAGCUAUGUCUGUGAGAGCCUGCACACUGGCAGAAGCUCUGCCUGCUCUGAUCGACCUUCAGCUGGAACCAGUAAAACAAAGGGACUUGGAGGUGGAGGAGAUGCAAGUAAAGUGGCAAGCCUAUCAGGGAGGGUUAAGAGGCUACUGGAUCAAAUGGGAGACAGAAAAGCCCCACAGCGCCAGCUCCUCAAUGUACCUACCUCCUAGCUCCCGUUCAACGCGGCUCACCCAUCUUGCACCAAACAGUCGAGUGUGUGUGUCCCCCAUCUACAGCUCGGGCCGAGGAGAUGGGCUGUGCUGCACUGCCACGACUCACAGAGAUUCCAGCCAAUGGGGUUAACAACCAGUCUAAACCAAUCAGGCAGCCAAAGCAAAACACUCAAGCACUAAAUAAGCUGUAUGCGAAUAUUUCAGCUUUUUCAACAACUCCACCACCAACAAAGAUGAACAGAAACACAUGCCACGUAAUUAAAUCUUUUUUCCUGGCAAUGCGGGAAGACAAUAUGCCACAUGAGUAUGCCAAGGAGCUUGAAAAGAAAGUGACUGGACUCUUUUAAGUUGUAGUUGCUUUCCUUUCCAAGCUCCUUAGAUUACUAUGACCUUGCUGACUGAGAACCUACACAGACAUGCCACAUGAGUUUAUCCAUAUCAGUCAGAGGUAUCGGUCACAGAUACAUGCAUGUACAUAGACCCACAUACAGCUGUGCUCAGAUAUUUACAUACAUGUCAUGGUCAUUUGGGACUUUUAAUCAUUUCUAUGAACUGUUCUUUUUCCAGGGUGGAAUGAUUAAACAGAAUACACCUUUAAUGGCUUUAAAAAGUCAAGAACUGAGUGCACAAGCUUGAAAUUAUUUUGGAUUUUCUUUAAUCUACACACGGUCAAAAGUAUACAUACACCCUGACUCAUAUUCUGUUGUUUUUCUACCCAAGUUGAAACUUGAAAAUAAACAACGACAACCACUUUUAA